Molecule: messenger RNA, 807 nt
Organism: Phragmites australis (common reed)
Lineage: Eukaryota; Viridiplantae; Streptophyta; Magnoliopsida; Poales; Poaceae
Product: cortical cell-delineating protein-like
Exons: 1
Coding region: 84-500 (138 amino acids)
Source: RefSeq, a predicted model, not a curated record
CAAACACACAAGCACCCACCUAGCAACACAAGCUAGCUCGGAGCCUGUCAACACACCACACUUGAAGCUAGCUAGCAAUAGCAAUGGCUCCUCCAUCGUCCAAGCUUGCCCUGUUGUUCCUUGCCCUGACCGUCCUCUCCUUCGCGGCGGCAGUGCACGGCUGCGAGUCGUACUGCCCUACCCCUACCCCUCCGGUCGUCCCUACCCCUACCCCGCCGGUGGUGCCGACACCGUCCGGCGGCGGGUCCUGCCCGAUCAACGCGCUGAAGCUGAACGUGUGCGCCAACGUGCUCAACCUGCUCAAGAUCGGCUUGCCCCUGGCGAACGACGAGUGCUGCCCGCUGCUGCAGGGGCUGACCGACCUUGACGCCGCCGUCUGCCUCUGCACCGCCAUCAAGGCCAACAUCCUCGGCAUCAACCUCAACGUGCUCAUUGACCUCACCCUCCUCCUCAACCACUGCGGCAAGAUCUGCCCCGCUGACUUCACCUGCCCCAUAUAGUUACUCCACGUGUCCACGCAUCAUCAUCCAACAUCUUCUCGAUCGAUCUCACCUACAAAUAAUACUACAUAUGCAUACUCUAGUGUCAUCUGCAUGCAUGGGUUCCCUCGGUACCUCGUGCAUGCAUGCAUGUCAUGAAACCCCUAGGUACGUCUACAUAAUGUUGUACGCCCUUUUACUUGUGUCCUCUGUGCUUCCAAAUGAUCACUCGGGAGCUUGUACGAUGCAAACUGCUGUUGUUCUCUAACGUACAUACAAACAUGUGUGUUUGUAUGCGUGAAAUAAAAGUAUAGACAUGUUGUGUUGA